Molecule: messenger RNA, 1203 nt
Organism: Orycteropus afer afer
Lineage: Eukaryota; Metazoa; Chordata; Mammalia; Tubulidentata; Orycteropodidae
Gene: RNF149
Product: ring finger protein 149
Exons: 7
Coding region: 1-1203 (400 amino acids)
Source: RefSeq, a predicted model, not a curated record
AUGGCUUGGUUGCGGCAGCCGGAAGCCAGCGUCCGGGCUCGCGGCGCGCUGGCGCUGCUGGCCCUGGCACUGUGUGCUCCCGGGGCUCGGGGCCGGGCGCUCGAGUGGUACUCGGCCCUAGUGAACACUGCGUACGUGGACCCACAGACGAACCUUACAGUGCGGAGCGUCUCGGAGAGCGGCCGCUUUGGCGACAGCUCUCCCAAGGAGAGCGCACAGGGCCUUGUGGGCAUCCCGCGCGCGCCGGACCGCCACCCGGAGGGCUGCGCGCCGGACACCCGUUUCCAUGUGCCCGCGUCCGGCGGCCAGGGUGCUGUGCCCUGGGUCGCUUUGGUGGCGCGCGGGGGCUGCACAUUCAAGGACAAAGUCUUGGUGGCGGCACGAAGGAACGCCUCAGCAGUGGUGAUCUACAACGAAGAGCGCUACGGAAACCUCACUGCGCCCAUGUCUCACGCGGGAACAGGAAAUAUAGUGGUAAUUAUGAUUAGCUACCCAAAAGGAAGAGAAAUUUUGGAUCUGGUGCAAAAAGGAAUUCCAGUAAAAAUGGCCAUAGGGAUCGGCACCCGUCACGUACAGGAGUUCAUCAGUGGUCAGUCUGUGGUGUUUGUAGCCAUUGCCUUUAUCACCAUGAUGAUUAUCUCAUUAGCCUGGCUAAUAUUUUAUUAUAUACAGCGUUUCCUUUAUACUGGCUCACAGUUUGGAAAUCAGAGCCAUAGGAAAGAAACUAAGAAAGUUAUUGGCCAGCUUCCAGUUCAUACUGUAAAGCGUGGAGAAAAGGGAAUUGAUGUUGAUGCUGAAAAUUGUGCAGUGUGCAUUGAAAAUUUCAAAGCAAAGGAUAUUGUCAGAAUUCUGCCAUGCAAGCAUAUUUUUCAUAGAACAUGCAUUGACCCUUGGCUUUUGGAUCACCGAACUUGUCCAAUGUGUAAACUUGAUGUCAUCAAAGCCCUGGGAUAUUGGGGAGAGCCUGAAGACGUGCAGGAGAUGCCCACUCCAGAAUCUACCCCUGGAAGUGUUUCAGCUGCAAAUCUGAGUAUUACCUUACAAGACGAAGACAGGAGUGAUGGCAGUAAUUUACCAUCAUCUUCCACUGAUGAGUCUGUGCAUCAGUGCAACACCAGUUUUAAAGAUGAUGCAGGUGAAAAUACAGCACUAUUGGGUUUUUCAUUCAUUCGUGAUUCUGCCUUUGACAUCAGGUCAACUUAG